AUGGAAGCGCUCCUCAGCAGACUGAGGGAGGAGGUGACCCGGAAAGGAGAAGGAUGGCUGCGGCGGAUCCUACAGCAGCCGGAGCCCGAGACAUCUGAGGAGCGGAGUUUGCGGCCCCGCCGCGCCAGGCCCCCAGACCGGCUCAGUCCCUCACCAGCGCCAGCGACGGGAGGCCGCAGGCGCAGCGCCAGUCCGGGCCCUUCCCAUCCGGCGCCUGGGAGCGCCACAGUGCACGGCAGGCAACCAGGUAGUGGGCCCCCCGAACCCCCUAUAGCGCCAACGGAGGCGGCGGGCGACACACGGGGACUGGGCAGGAAGAGGCGGGCCACUUCCGGUUCAGCCGGGGGAACCCCACGCGGUGGGAGACAGCGGGCCCAGAAGGCCACAACACCAGGGGCAGUGAAAGGGCAGCAAAAAGGCGCAGCCAGCAGAGGCAGGAGGGCAAGCAGGCGAGCUUCCACCAGCCACCCCCCCCCGGAAGGCGAGGUGUGGAGGCAGGCACCCAUAGUGCAGAGCACCCGACAGGACAGGCAGCAGGGGCGGGCAGGGGGGGAUACCUCCCCUGCUCAGGCAGUUAGUAGGGGGCAGCGGCGCUCCUCACGGAGCAGGCAACCAUCGCCCGAUCCCCAGAGCCCAGAGGAAUCCCCCUCAGACGGUAGCAGCAGCCCCUCUGGGAGAGAGGAAGCAGAUGAGGGGACAAGCAUGCACCAGAGGGUAGGAGGGAACCGCGCACGGCAUAGGCAGUACCCAGCGGCGCCAGGCCAGUCGGCCAGCGCCAGGAGCAUACCCCUCACUCAGCCGGCAUCCCAGGCACAGCGGGAGCUGGGCGAGGAGGGCGGACAACGCGGGAGCAAUGGGACAGACGGCACAGGCGACACCCAGGCAUCUGGGUCUUCAGGUAUACUUUUUCCCUCUGACCUCAGCCAAUCACCUAUUGUACCACUCACACAGCCAAUUUCUACGCCGCAGGCGGGCACAGAAGGUACGUUAGGGCAAUUCUUGUCGGAAAUGAGGCAGCUUAUGUCGCAGCUUAGCCAAAAGCAGCCAUUGGAUCACACACAAGGGGGGGGAGAGGGUACACAAGGGCCACAAAGGGGGGAAGUUGCCCCGGGAGCAGCCCAGUCCCAAACCUAA
Molecule: messenger RNA, 1134 nt
Organism: Xenopus tropicalis (tropical clawed frog)
Lineage: Eukaryota; Metazoa; Chordata; Amphibia; Anura; Pipidae
Product: translation initiation factor IF-2-like
Exons: 1
Coding region: 1-1134 (377 amino acids)
Source: RefSeq, a predicted model, not a curated record